GGCUUCCCGUGUGGGGUUAUUUUGAGGGGCUUGUGUUGUCAGCUGUUGUCUUUAUUCCUGUCGGACCCUCCGCGCUCCUCUCUUUCACUCUGCUACAACUCUGGACUGGUUGUUUCAUUGUUCUUCUUCUCCAUUCGAAUUGAACAGACGCUUGUUAGAUGAUGGAGGGCACUGACCAGACCACCAAUGAACAAGUCAAUGGCACAGAGGAGAUGCCAGCGGACCCCAUGGAGGACUUCAGCAGGCAGCUAGAGGAUAUUAUCAACACAUAUGGCUCGGCAUCAAGCCUGAUGCAAGAGCAGAUCUCCAUCCUGGAAAGUGAGGAAAGAAGAGAGGAAGCGAAGGCAGAUGAAACAGCCACCCCGAAAGAGCCAGGUGGAGCUGGUCCAGAGGAGCAAAAAGACGAUUCAAAACUGAUCAAGGGCCUUGGUAAAGAGGCCACGUCUUUAUUGCAAAGCCUGAACAAGCUCAGCUCACCAGAAGAGAAAGUGGAAAUGGUGUUGAAGAAAUACACCGAGCUGGUGGAGAAACACAGAAGAGAGAAGCAGCAGCUGGAGAAGAGACAGGGUCUUUUGGUCAAGCAGAGAGACCAGAUCCAAUUCGAGCACAGUCGUGCCAUCCUGGCCCGAACCAAGCUGGAGAUGCUCUGUAGAGAACUUCAUAGACAUAACAAAACAGUGAAGGAGGAGAGUCUGCAAAGGCUGGGGGAGGAUGAGAUGAAGCGGAGGGAGAUCACUGCUCAUUUCCAGAGCACACUAGUGGACAUUCAGGCUCAGAUCGAGCAGCACAGCAGCCGUAACAACAAGCUGUGUCAUGAGAACAGCGAGCUGGGCAGUAAACUCAAGACCCUUGUAGAACAGUAUGAGAGAAGAGAAAAGAGUUUAGAGAAGAUCUUCAACCACAGAGAUCUACAGCAGAAAGUGUCUGACGCCAAGCUGGAAGAAGCAAAAAUGCUACUUAAAGAAGCAGAAGAGAAGCACAAGAGAGAGAAGGAAUAUUUACUCACUCAGGCUGCAGAAUGGAAACUUCAGGCUAAAGAGCUGAAAGAACAGCACACUGUCAUGCAGGCUCAGAUUGUGUUGUACUCCCAAAAGUUCGAGGAGUUUCAGGGGACAUUGGGGAAGAGCAAUGAGAUUUACUGUACUUUCAAACAGGAAAUGGAAAAGAUGACAAAGAAGAUGAAGAAACUGGAGAAGGAGUCAAAUAUAUGGAAGACACGGUUUGAAAGCUGCAACAAAGCUCUAGUUGAAAUGAUAGAUGAGAGAUCAGAAAAGGCUAAAGAGUUUGAAUUCUUCACUGUGAAGAUCGACCGCCUGGAGACUUUGUGCCGAGUCCUGCAGGAUGAGAGAAAAAUCCUGUACACUAAGAUUAAAGAGAUCCGUUUCCCAGACAAAGCAGCCGUAUCACCUCUGGAGGACAUGCCAUCGGUGGAUGAGCUCGCUCCACAGCUCGGUCCUAGCCCUGUACUGACCGCAGAGAUGGAGAAACUGCGAGAGCAGCAGAUCCGCCUUCAGGAGUUGGCCGCUUCUUUGGUGAAACCCAUAAAAGAUGAUGUUGAGGAAUCAGAUAGUGAGGAAGAGGAGGAAUCCGAAUUUGCACAAAAGAAUUCAGCAAUUCCUGAAGACACCCAACCUGAACCCACCAAACAAGAAGAGAAACCAGAAUCGGUUGUUGUCACUGAAGAAAAGCCAUUACCCCAAAAUCUUGAACCAAGCAAACCUGAAACUGAACCCAAAUCUCCUCAAAAAGCUCUUCAACCAGAAAUAAUAAACCAACACACAGGAAAACAAGAAUCAACCAAAGAGGAACCAUCACAAGAAGUGACAAAAGUAGAAGUGAUUAAACAAGAAACUUGUGAGUCUGAACCAGCCAAAGCUGAAAAGGAACCCAAAGCUCAUCAAGAACCUCUUCAACCAGAAUCUACAGAACCACAGACCGAAAAACAAGAGUCAACCCAAAAGGAACCAAAACAAGAAGACGUCGCAAAAGUAGACGUUGUUAAACAUGAAACAUCAGCGUCUGAACCGGCCAAACCUCAACCAGAAUCUAAACCUUCUCCUCAAGAACCUCCUCAAGCCGAAAUCACAGAACCACAGCCAGAAAAACAAGAGUCAGUCAAAGAGGAAACAAAAAAAGAAGACUUGACAAAAGUAGAAGCAACCAAACAAGAUACAUCCGAAUUACAACCUACUGAGCUUGUCGUAAAAAAAGAGGGAAAACCUGAGGGAAAAAAUGCUAAAGAUGUUAAAUCUGAGUUGCCUGAAACAGACACCUCCAAACAAGCAAAAGAGGAGAAUGUCCAGGAAGAACACGUUGCAUCAGACGAAGCCAAAGCACAGGCAGCAAAACCUAAAGCCCCAAAAUCCCAAGAAGCCAAAUCAAAAACCAGCAAACCCCAGCCUAAAAAACAAGGUUCUUCCAAGAAGAAAGGUUCGGCUAAGGGUGGGAAUAAAAGUUAAACCAAACAUAAGUGCGUUACCAUAUCACAUUCUCUAUAUAUUUUUUUAGAUGAGUUUGUUUUUAGUGUCUUGCUGUUCAUGAGUUACAGGCUACAUAAUAACUAAGCCAAACAUAAGUGCAUAUCACAUUCUCUAUUUUUUUUAGAUGAGUUUGUUUUUAGUGUCUUGCUGUUCAUGAGUUACAGGUUACAUAUACUGUAUGACCGAUUGGUCAUAAGCUACUUUUCUUUAUGAAAGUUUACAUUAAGCAUGGGUUUAUGGUCUAGCAAUGGAUAACUUUCAGAAUGUAACACGUUUUUUUUUCAACUUGUAAUAUUUUUCCUCAUCCUUUAAUAAACAUCUGUUGACAAUUCUAA
This is a messenger RNA of Triplophysa dalaica, 2815 nucleotides long. It is a transcript of the gene txlnba, whose product is annotated as taxilin beta a. Gene Ontology annotation, molecular function: syntaxin binding. The record is from RefSeq and is a predicted model, not a curated record. NCBI's taxonomy places the organism in Eukaryota, Metazoa, Chordata, Actinopteri, Cypriniformes, Nemacheilidae. The coding region runs from base 159 to 2459 and encodes 766 amino acids. The transcript has 10 exons.